This is a messenger RNA of Ricinus communis (castor bean), 2340 nucleotides long. Its product is annotated as protein FRIGIDA. NCBI's taxonomy places the organism in Eukaryota, Viridiplantae, Streptophyta, Magnoliopsida, Malpighiales, Euphorbiaceae. The coding region runs from base 110 to 1933 and encodes 607 amino acids. The transcript is spliced from 3 exons. The record is from RefSeq and is a predicted model, not a curated record.
CGUCGUACUAUAAAGAGUCUUUUAGGGCUUUUCCGGUUUCAAUAAUAAAUAUCUGAAUUAUUAAAUUAGGUCACAAAAUUAACCCUGUUCUCCUCUCUCUCACAUUCUCAUGGCAACACCUCCCUUAUUCUCCGUUAAACAGGAGCCAGAUCACCAAUCACCUCUACCAUUGAUACCACUACCACAACCUUACGUCAAAGGCGAACCAGUAGAAGAACUCCCAAUCGUCACUAUCCAACAACAAGAACCUCAGUUUUUGCAAUCAAUUGAAGAACUCAACACCCUCUCUUCUGCUAUUAACGAAUUUUAUCGUCGAUUUAGUGAAUUACAAAACCACCUCGAUUUUAUCCACACUUCCAUUAAACAACAUGAAGAACAACAGCAAAUUCAGGACGCACCUACACCUACAAUAACAACACCAACAAUUGUCACUGAUAAUCAAACAACAAUAACAGAUGCUAAAAAAGAAACUGUUAUUAAUUCAGCACCACCACCAGCAAAAUCAUCAUCAUCAUCGGAGCUUAUAAGUCUAUGUGAAAUGAUGUGCGGAAGAGGCCUCCGUAAAUAUCUCACCUCCAAUCUUACAAACAUUCCGAAACUUCGCAACGAAGUUCCUACCGCAUUAAAAUACGCUCCCAAGCCGGCUAAGUUAGUCUUUGAUUGUUUUGGUGGGUUUUAUUUGCAGGGGAGUAGGGCCUACACUAAGGAUUCUCCUAUGGUUCCUGGGAGAAAAGCUAGCAUUUUGGUUUUGGAGUUGUUUUUGUUAAUUCUUGAUGAUGGCAUUCAGUUUGAUUCUGAUUUAAGGCAGGAGGCUCAACAGGCUGCUGCUGCUUGGAGAAAGAGGCUUAUAGCUGAGGGUGGUGUUAGUAAGGCUUGUGAAAUUGAUGCUAGGGGUUUGCUGCUGUUUGUUGGUUGUUUUGGGAUUCCUAAAGUUUUCACUAGUGGGGAUAUUUGGGAUUUGAUUCGCUCGAGUAAUUUGCAGCAGAUUUCAGAUGCGCUAAAAAGAUCUCACGUUCUUGUUACUAAAGUUUCAGAUAUCCUGGAGAGGAUGAUGAACAAUGGAAUGAAAAUUGAAGCAAUUGAUGUAGCUUAUACUUUUGGGAUUGAGGACAAAUUUCCUCCCCAGAAACUUUUGACCUCAUUCCUGCGAGAUUCUAAAGAAGCAUUGAAGAGGAGAAGAAGAGAAGCAAAUAAUUCACCUGUCUUGCUGAAAGAAGCAAGUCAGAAGCAUCUGUCCACUUUGAAAUCUGCUAUGAAAUUUCUUGAAGGUCGCAAGCUUGAUCCUAAGAAACUUCUUCCUGGAUGGCAAGUUACAGAGAAGAUAGACAAGUUAGAGAAAGAAAUUGCCGACCUUAAUAGAAAGAUAGAUGACAAGGUAGCACCAAAAAGAAAAGCAGAUGAGAAUGAGUUCUCAAUUAACUUGAAGAGUCAAGAAGUGAAACGUCUUCGAUUUACAGGUUCACCCCUGAUAUCUUCUCCAAGCUUUGGGUUGCAUGAACAAAGGGUUCCUAGUCAUUUGGAUGGCAAUGGCUCAUACAAUGCUUCAACAAGAAUAAACAUGGUGGAUGGUGGUUUCUCUUGUCUUAUCAGCAAUCCUCCUGUCGCUGGGUCUAUGCUUUAUGGAUCUGGUUCCUACUCAGCUGCAUAUGGUGUCCCAUCCACCAGUUCAUUUGCUGGAGUUUACAGGGAGACGCUUGCUGAUAGAACUGGGAACAUAACAGGAAGCAAUGUUUCUGCAUUUGGAUGGCAUGGUGUUGGGGAUGCCUCCAUCAUUGAUGGAACGAGGGGACAGAGUUUGGUUCAUCAAUCUGGAUCUGGGUUGUUUGGCCCAUCAAUAGAAGGCUUUGCGGGUCUUCCAAAUUCUUCGCCUCCUGGUGCUGCUAAUCAGAGCUCAGCUUCUGAUCUAUACCGGUUUGCUGAUGCUGUUAAGUGAAUAGAACACAGCAAGUAUGGCUUCUCAAUGCCUGUUUGAGGAAUAUGACGCACUAGACAGGUCGCAUUGCCUGGUUCUGAUAUGUAAAUUGAAUAGUAAAUGAUUUUGUUGGCCAGAGAAAAUGGCUGAAGCAUUACGUUUUAGUCAUGACAAGGCUGCUGCUCAUCAUGUUCAACCUCCCUGCCAAUCCAUCAGGAUCAUACAAGCAUUACGUUUUUAUUUUGUGCAGUGGGAAUUGAUGCAAGUGUUGGGUUGCUCCAGUUCAUGUAGACUAGAUUUCACCUUCUGAAGGCAAAUUGUAUGUAUUAUAGUGUUCUAGGCAAUGCGCACUUAGUUGGAGUUCUCUUGAUUGUUACAUUAUGUGGCCACAGUUAACCAAGUAAAAUAAUAAUUCGUGCCCAAGUAAA